Molecule: messenger RNA, 1567 nt
Organism: Orbicella faveolata
Lineage: Eukaryota; Metazoa; Cnidaria; Anthozoa; Scleractinia; Merulinidae
Product: GRIP1-associated protein 1-like
Biological process (GO): regulation of neurotransmitter receptor transport, endosome to postsynaptic membrane; regulation of modification of synaptic structure; neurotransmitter receptor transport, endosome to postsynaptic membrane
Cellular component (GO): extrinsic component of postsynaptic early endosome membrane; glutamatergic synapse; postsynaptic recycling endosome
Source: RefSeq, a predicted model, not a curated record
UGGAUUCCCAGGAUCCGGAAGUUAGCGGCAAAUCGAGGCUUUCUGAACUGCAGGGGAUGCUGGGAGGAAGUUGCCACUAUCCAAGAUGGCGUCGUCUUUAUCAGAUGAAGAGUUUUCUCGAAUGCAGACACAGCUUAUUGAACUGCGCACCUUGAACUACGAAUUAGAAGGCAAUUGUCAGCGACAUCAGGCUGAACUUGAUCAGCUUCAAGAAAAAUAUGUUAAUCAGGAAAAAGAACUUCAGAAGGCUAACAAGAUUAUAAACAAAAGCAAAAACAGAAAGGAAUAUGCUGUUCUUUUGGAGGAAAAUGAAAAUUUGCAGAGACAAUUUCAGGCACAAGAGGAAAAUUUCAAAUUACAAAACCAAACUCUUCUUGAGGAAAUAAGCAAGCUGAAUGAUGAUAAUGAAAAACUUCAGAGGCAAGUAACUGCAAAAGAAGGUGGCCAUGAUUUAGGAGCUGAUACAGAAAUAAGAAGACUUCGAGCUGAAAAUGCUGCUCUUCAAAAAAGUUUAACAAAUUCUCAACAGAGGCAUGAAGAAGAACUAUUACAGCUGCAAGAAAAGCUUCAGUCUUUGUCUGACGGACAUGGUGACAGCUAUCAGUCAGAGUUACAAAGUGAUGGUACUCCUGAUAAUGCGGAUUUUUCCAAGAAUGGAGAAAAGCAAGAUUCUGACAGUGGUCAAACGCUUGACAAAAGUGAGCAGUUAGAGACAUCAAAAGAGAAACUACGUGAAAUUUUAAACAGGGAAUUGUCAGUAUUUUGUGAGAAAAUGUGCAGUAGUAGAACUGGUGAUGUUUCUAAGGAACAAGAAACAAAUGAGAGACAUGAAGUGGCAGAAGGCUUUGAGGGAAAUGCAGAACAUGAGGAUAACACUGAAACAGACAGCAAAGAAUCUACUGCUAAUCACAAAUCAGGCAAUGAAACAAUUGCAGAAGAAAUAGAUAAUAUGAAGAGAAAACUCACUGAUGAUUUGAUUGGUGUUCUUUGUUCAAAUGAAGAUGUGCUAAAUAGAACAUCAUUAGUACGGAGCCCGCCAAGAGAACGCCGUCAAGAGGUUGAAAUUAGAAGUGUGACUCUGGAGAAACAAGUUAAGGAAAUGGCAGGGCUCCAGCUACAACUUGACACAGAACGGGAGGAGAAGAGGCUCCUUCAAGAACAGCUACAAAAAGCCGAGACAUCAAGCAAACUCGAAAUUACAAGGCUCGAACAAGAACUGGCCAAACUGACAGAGAAAGUAAAGCGAAAACAGGAAAGUUAUCUUCAGCUUCAAGAAGAGAAGGAGAAACUCUACUCAGAAAACAAGUAAGAUCAACCUGUAACUUCACCUUACAACUUCAAUAAAUCAUCUGGUAGACAGGUGUUGAGAAGAAAGAAACCAAUCCACUUGGUGUUAUUGUCUUGAUGCAGAGCCAAAUUCUCAAAGCCAGCAUUGAUAGCAAUCUACGGCAAACGAUUACGAGAAUUAUAAUUUUUAUCGCGGGAGUUCAACGACUUUGGCUGCGUAAUAACGAAUAUUUUUGGAAGUAUUUAAUGUCACGAUUUUGGAAAAUUACAUUUUGGGAUA